AUGCGUUCCACGUAUCGUGGUAUACGAUUUCUGUUUACAUUAGCUCGUAUGCCAAAAGAAGAUAUACAGCUAUUACAGUCGAAAUCAAUUCAUUUGCUACCAAAUAAUUCAUCACAUUUAAUACAACAAAAACUACAAUUUCAUACUACGCCGCAGUUGAAAUCAAUCAAUAUAUUUCAAGUACAAGACGAAAAUGAUUUUCAAAAACAAAUUCUUGAUAGUAAAAAACCGUUUAUUGUCGAUUUUCAUGCUACGUGGUGCAAACCGUGUAAAGUCCUUCAGCCUCGCUUAGAAAAAGCAAUAGCCAGUUAUAAUAAAGAUGUGAAAAUCGAUCAACAAGUAGCAUUAGCUAAAAUCGAUAUUGAUAAGUGUGUUGAAUUAAGUGCAAAAUAUGAUGUACAAGUUGUUCCCACUGUAUUAAGCAUCAAAGAUGGAAAAGUCAUCGAUCGUUUUUCGGGUGUCGUGGAUGAAAAUAAAAUAUUAAAAGUGCUCAAUAAGUUAAAUAAAUAA
Molecule: messenger RNA, 510 nt
Organism: Didymodactylos carnosus
Lineage: Eukaryota; Metazoa; Rotifera; Eurotatoria; Philodinida; Philodinidae
Source: the annotation of a GenBank genome assembly